GAUUAGCAAUUCCAUAUGUUUCUCCAUUACUUGCUGAAAGUUUGGGUGGUUUACCACCAAUUUUAGUGCAAGUAGGUGAUGUAGAAGUAUUAAGAGAUCAGAAUAUUUAUUUGGCUUAUAAAGCCGCUAAUCCAGAAAAAUACAGUUUGCCAAAUUACAAUGCUGAAAAGUUUGAAAAGUCACCUUAUAAAACGCCUACAAAAGUUAUUCUUGAGGUUUAUGAAGAAAUGCCUCAUGACUUCCAGCUGCUUUGGGACAUACAUCCAUCACAAAAGAUAGCCAUGAAACGAGUGAAUGAAUUUAUUGAACAAUUAUUAUCAGGCGAAGAAGGGGAGAAAGGAUUAAAAGCCUUACGUGUAACGGGUAAAGGUGAAAUUAUCGAAGAAUUAAAAGAGGAGCAUUACAAGGUACUUGAAUGUGAAAAUAUUGGUGUUGUUUCUAUUGGAAAGCUUCGUGGUUAUAGACGUAACAAUAACAAUCAAUGA
Molecule: messenger RNA, 485 nt
Organism: Entrophospora candida
Lineage: Eukaryota; Fungi; Glomeromycota; Glomeromycetes; Entrophosporales; Entrophosporaceae
Source: the annotation of a GenBank genome assembly